GUCAGGCAUCCCUCAGAGCGGGCGGAUUGUUUGUUGUUAAAAUGGAGUUCUUACUCGGCAAUCCAUACAGUACUCCAGUCGGACAAUGUAUCGAAAGAGCCACUGAUGGAGGUCUCCAAAAUGAGGACUGGACUCUAAACAUGGAAAUUUGUGACAUCAUUAAUGAGACUGAUGAGGGCCCAAAAGAUGCAAUGCGAGCACUGAAAAAGAGACUGAGUGGGAAUAAAAACUACAGAGAAGUUAUGCUGGCCCUGACGGUGUUGGAGACAUGUGUGAAGAACUGUGGCCAUAGGUUCCAUGCUCAGGUAGCAAACAGAGACUUCAUAGAUGGUGUUAUGGUCAGGAUCUUGUCACCAAAGUCAAAUCCUCCGACCAUUGUACAAGACAAAGUGCUAUCUCUCAUCCAGGCUUGGGCCGAUGCCUUCAGGAGUAGUCCCGAUCUUACUGGAGUAGUCCACAUUUAUGAAGAACUAAAGAGAAAAGGUGUGGAGUUUCCCAUGGCAGAUCUUGAUGCUCUAUCCCCAAUCCACACACCACAGAGGGGUACUCCUGAAGUGGACCCUGGCAUGCUUAAAUAUUUGGCCCCUGCUGCUCCUGCCGCCACCCCUCCCAAACCUGCACCAGCAGUUGUGCGUGCCUCCCAGACGCACAACAUGACCAGUGGACAAGGAGCCAUCAUUGCAACACCAGAACAGAUUGCCAGGCUACGUAGUGAGUUGGACAUUGUCAGGGGGAAUGUCAAAGUCAUGUCAGAGAUGCUAACAGAGCUUGUCCCUGGACAGGAAGAUGCUUCAGAUCUUGAACUGCUUCAGGAACUAAAUAGGACUUGCAGAGCUAUGCAGCAAAGAGUGGUAGAGCUGAUUUCGAGAGUUUCCAAUGAGGAGGUUACUGAGGAGCUGCUACAUGUCAAUGACGACCUCAACAACAUUUUCCUUCGUUAUGAGAGAUAUGAAAGGGUCAGAUUGGGUAGAGCUUCGCAAAAUAACGGAAUGCUAAGUGAGGUCACAGAUGACAACCUUAUAGACCUUGGACCAGGUUCUCCUGCUGUAGUCACUCCCAGGAUCACUUCCAGCCCUCCUCCCCUGUCCAGUGCUGGGGUUUCUGCCUCACCAGCCCAUAAUGGCUCCACAAUGCUCUCGUCUGCACUCGCUGGUUUGGAGGUUGGGGCAGGGACUGUCAGUGCAACAUUGUCAUCUCUCUCAGGUCACAAUCAAGAUGACUUUGAUAUGUUUGCCCAGACCAGGAGUAGUUCUCUGGCAGAGCAACGCAAAAAUGUAACAUAUGAAGACCCGCAAGCUUUGGGUAGCCUGGCUUCAGCACUGGAUGUAAGACAACAAAACACCGGAGGGCUGAGUGUUGAUAACCCAGCAGCAGAUCAGGAGCUGCCCAUAGACAGCUGGCUUAUUACCCAAGGAAUGAUCCCAGUGUCACAGUCCUCUGUCAUGGAUGACAUAGAGGAGUGGCUCUGUGCUGAUGUGAAAGGUGACCGGGUUGAAGAAGGUGUCACCAGUGAAGAGUUUGAUAAGUUCCUUGAAGAAAGAGCAAAGGCAGCAGAUUCUAUGCCAUCUCCCACAAGAGCUCACCUUGCUCCCAGUGGAUCACGUAAGAAGGCAGAGCACACCGAAGAUGCCUUCUUUGCCUUGUAGAGUCCUAAUCUCCCUAUGGUGUCUAAAGUUUUUGCUCCCAUUCAAUUAAUGACAAGCAGUAAUCUAUCAAGUCAUAUCAAUGUCUCCAGUAUUUACACUUGUCAUAGCUUGUUUACUAUGUGUAUGGAUGUAUUAUUUUCCUAUAAUGGCAUUUGAAACUAACUGCCAAAGAAACCAUUCUGUUAAUAGUUUGGCAUUAAAGUGAGUUACUGCCAAAACUAUAAAAUGGCCAUGAAGUGAAAGUAUGCAAACACUAUUGCAUGUGUGAUGGAUUGUGGUGGUUUUCACCAUAUACAGCUCAUAUGUUUUUUGGUUAGUGGUCAGACUGUGCAAAUAUUAAUAUUUUAUAAAUAUUUAACUUAACAAGUUUAUGCUUACGGUAGCCUAUGGGUUUGUAUCAAAUUGCAAGAUGUUUUAUAUGACUAACUUUGGCAAAUUAAAUUUGCUAACUUGGAAGUUAUACUGUGUAUUUCAAUAUUCCUUUAUUGAAGGGAUAAAGCGAAGUCUAUGGCAAAGGGACAUUGAACAUUUCUUAUUGAAAUGCUUCUUAUCGUGUUUAAAAUGUAUGCUCCAAAGAAACUUAAAGCUUUAGAGACAAUUAAUGACAGGUUCCUUCUCCAUGUUAGAAACAUCUUUGCACUUAAAGGGUAACACAUUAGUAUUUUAAAAAUAGUUUUCAUUUUGUUAACAUGUGUGGAAAAUAGACUUUGACUAGCUUAAUUUUGCACAUUUUUUUUAAAUUACUGCAUUAUUGUAACUGUUGAUUGUAUUUAAAAAGGACUUAAGCCUAUCCAUGUAAUGUAUUGGUUCAUACUCUAUGCAGAUUCUUUUUGUUUCAGCCCCACAUAAUGCAUUUAUCAAAGGUUACAACAUAUCAUUUGAUGCAAAUACAAAUCAUUGAUGUAUUGUUUAUUGCUUAUGUUUUUAUAAGUUUGUGCACAAAACAUUCAAUUUAAAAGAUGCAGAAAGAAAGCACAAUUGAGUGUGUUUUUGCCCAGCCAUUUACUUUUCAGCAGUUAGAUUUCAUCUGUGAUUUAUGGCAGUGCAGUAUAUAACUGAAGUCUUGACAAAUCACUUUAUUUAAAAUGAUUUAAGUUGAUAUUGUGUACAUUCACCUCAUUCCCAAUUAAUAUUUUAUUUUGGUGUAAGUGUUUCACAUUUAACACAUAUAAUUUAAAGCUAGUUAUAAAAGUAACCGCAGUGAUACAAGACAGCGUUCCCCAAGUGCUUCUUGAUCAAGUUUAAGGGUCCAUGCAACCAUUGUUUUAUAUGUGUCAAUUUAACUAAAGCUGCUGAAUGUUUAAUUUUAAUUGACAAAACAGAAAACGUGCUGACAGCUGGUAGUCUGAGUUCUGUCUGACUCAGCACACGUGUCACAAAUAAAACACUAGCAUCUU
Molecule: messenger RNA, 3043 nt
Organism: Periophthalmus magnuspinnatus
Lineage: Eukaryota; Metazoa; Chordata; Actinopteri; Gobiiformes; Gobiidae
Gene: tom1l2a
Product: TOM1-like protein 2
Exons: 16
Coding region: 42-1646 (534 amino acids)
Biological process (GO): signal transduction
Cellular component (GO): endosome; membrane
Molecular function (GO): phosphatidylinositol binding; ubiquitin binding; clathrin binding
Source: RefSeq, a predicted model, not a curated record